CCGCACAAUUGUGGGGCAGCUCAAGCUCAAGCCACAUCGGCGACUGCUUCAUCACCCCCACACAUGAGAACAGCGGACAACUCACAGACACCUCGCGGACAACUCGCGGACACCUUACCGGCAAAGGCAGCUCGAGACCGGCUUCGAUUGCGCCAAUCGAACCUGCGACAUCAUAAUCGAAGAUUAGUCAGCAUCAGACAAUUACAGCCAAGAUGUCGCCAGGAAUGUCGCUGUAUAGCGUCAACGCUAUAUUGAUUCUCUCGAGCGAGGACGGGUCGCGGAUAUUCACCAAGUACUACACCCCACCACACCAGGCGACCCAACCAAGCGGAGCAGCACCCGCCAGCUCCUCCCAGAAUCCCUACCCGGACAAGACGUCGCAAACGCGCUUCGAAAAGGCGCUCCUCCAGAAGACGGCCAAGCAGACGGGCGACAUCUUGCUCUUCGACAACCGGAUCGUGCUGUACAAGAUGGAGUCGGACGUGGCGCUGUACGUGGUCGGCAGCGUGGACGACAACGAGAUCCUGCUGUACAACGUGCUGCUGGCGCUGCGCGACAGCCUGCACCUGCUGUUCAAGCAGUCGGUCGACAAGCGGACCAUCAUCGAGAACUACGACCUCGUGUCGCUGGCCAUCGACGAGAUCUGCGACGACGGCGUCGUGCUGGAGACGGACCCGACCAUCAUCGUCCAGCGCUGCAGCCGCGCGCCGUCGCAGGACGUCAACCUGAGCCGCAUCGACCCGUUCAGCGAGCAGGGCGUCAACAACCUGGCGCAACUAGGCAAGGCGAAGUUGACGGAUUGGUUACGGCAGGGGUUGUAGGCGUUACGGAAGGGCAAGGGUUAUGUCGUGAAUUUAGAUUUUUUUUUCCUGUCUCCUCUCUUUUCGAUCAAAAAAGUGCGGGU
Messenger RNA from Chaetomium strumarium, 904 nucleotides. Its product is annotated as Longin-like domain-containing protein. NCBI's taxonomy places the organism in Eukaryota, Fungi, Ascomycota, Sordariomycetes, Sordariales, Chaetomiaceae. Bases 213 to 821 code for a protein of 202 amino acids. Gene Ontology annotation, biological process: intra-Golgi vesicle-mediated transport; retrograde vesicle-mediated transport, Golgi to endoplasmic reticulum; intracellular protein transport. The record is from RefSeq and is a predicted model, not a curated record. Gene Ontology annotation, cellular component: COPI vesicle coat. The transcript has 3 exons.